Molecule: messenger RNA, 1723 nt
Organism: Alosa alosa (allis shad)
Lineage: Eukaryota; Metazoa; Chordata; Actinopteri; Clupeiformes; Clupeidae
Product: beta-enolase-like
Exons: 12
Coding region: 233-1570 (445 amino acids)
Biological process (GO): glycolytic process
Cellular component (GO): phosphopyruvate hydratase complex
Molecular function (GO): phosphopyruvate hydratase activity; magnesium ion binding
Source: RefSeq, a predicted model, not a curated record
AUCUGCGAUGGAGGCAGAGUUUACUAUGACAACUCUCUGUUUCUAUUUAUAAUCCUCCAGUGCCGACCUAGCCAAUCACAUAACACUUCCUGGUCCAACCCACAGUCUUGCUUCAUUGGUCAUUUAGCAGAGGUCAAUGUGGCUAUUGGUUGUUAAAGAGAUCGGAGAGGAUGAAAGUGGACACUGAUCUUGAGUACUGAAAUGACAAGGACAUAGGGCUUCCAAUAUUGCAAUGGCAGUACCAAGGCUUUUAAAUACAGCCAGGAUGUCCAUCGCAAAGAUCCAUGCACGUGAGAUUCUCGACUCAAGAGGAAACCCCACAGUAGAGGUGGACCUUUUCACACAUAAAGGUCGCUUCCGUGCUGCCGUGCCCAGUGGGGCCUCCACUGGUGUCCACGAGGCUCUGGAGCUGAGAGACGGAGUCAAGGGCCGUUACUUGGGCAAAGGUGUAUUGAAAGCAGUUGACCACAUUAAUAACAACAUCACUCCCAGAUUACUGAAGCAGAAGCUAAAUGUGGUUGAUCAAGAGAAAAUUGAUAAGAUCAUGAUUGAGCUGGAUGGCACAGAAAACAAAUCUAAGUUUGGUGCUAAUGCCCUCCUGGGCAUUUCUCUGGCCGUGUGCAAGGCAGGAGCGGCCGAGAAAGGCGUGCCACUCUACCGCCACAUUGCUGACCUGGCUGGAAACAAAAAGGUCAUUCUACCUGUGCCUGCCUUUAAUGUCAUUAAUGGAGGCUCCCAUGCUGGUAACAAGCUUGCCAUGCAGGAGUUUAUGAUCCUGCCGGUGGGAGCCGAUAACUUCCGGGAGGCCAUGCGUAUUGGUGCAGAGGUCUACCACAACCUGAAGAGUGUCAUCAAGAGCAAAUACGGCAAGGAUGCCACCAAUGUGGGAGAUGAGGGGGGCUUUGCUCCCAACAUUCUAGAGAACAACGAGGCUUUGGAGCUUCUGAAAUCUGCCAUCGAAACGGCUGGCUACACAGACAAGACCAUCAUUGGCAUGGAUGUAGCCGCCUCAGAGUUUUACAAGAAUGGGAAGUAUGACCUGGACUUCAAGUCCCCAGAUGACCCGAAACGCCACAUCACUGGAGAACAACUGGGAGACCUGUACAAAAGCUUCAUCAAGAAGUAUCCAGUCCAGUCCAUUGAGGACCCCUUUGACCAGGAUGACUGGGAGAACUGGGCAGCAUUCACAGGAUCAGUGGACAUCCAGGUGGUCGGGGAUGACCUGACAGUAACCAACCCAAAGCGCAUCCAGCAGGCUGUGGAGAAAAAAGCCUGUAACUGCCUGCUGCUGAAAGUCAACCAGAUUGGCACCGUUACAGAAUCCAUCAAGGCGUGUAAACUGGCUCAGUCCAAUGGCUGGGGUGUAAUGGUCAGCCAUCGCUCAGGGGAGACAGAGGACACAUUCAUCGCUGACCUGGUGGUUGGCUUGUGCACUGGCCAGAUCAAGACUGGUGCUCCCUGUAGGUCAGAACGUCUUGCAAAGUACAACCAGUUAAUGCGCAUUGAAGAGGAACUGGGGGAGGAUGCAGAGUUUGCUGGCAAGCACUUCCGUCAUCCCAAGGUCAUCUGAGGUUGCUCAUUUGCAGACUUGAGGGCUGGUCUUAAAAGUAAUCAAAUUCAGCAGGAAGCCCUUCCCAAAAUGUCUGUGAAUUUAUGUCAUUCUUUAAUUACAAGUGCUUCUGUCAUGAGGCUGUGAAUAUCAAAUAAAAUGGAACAAUUCAAA